CAGCUUGACCCACGAUGCACCUCAAGCGGUUAUUUUUACAAGGAUUUCGAUUUCAACAUUUGAAUCGUAUAGUUCUAUCUAUCUACUACCUUAUUCACAUCAUCUCUGCGCAAUCACCAUGCGAUGGAACUACUCAGCUAAAUGUAACUCGUACAAAGCAGUACCUCACCACGCCUUUUUACGGUCAAGCUAAUUAUCCUCCAAAAAUGGAUUGCUUUUACGUAUUGGUGGCGGAACCAGGCAACAGGAUAUUGGUAGAAAUACUGAAUAUGGAUAUGGAAGCGCAAAUAUUUCGCUCUUGCCUUGAUUAUAUCGGGUUUUAUGAAGGCAAACAAGAGAGAUAUUCGCGGCCAUAUUUAACUUUCUGUGGGCAGCUCCAAAAUAGACAGGUCACAUCACAAGGUUCAUCUUUGACGAUUCGAUUUUUUUCUGACGAAAUUAUUGAGGGAAAAGGUGCGAAGCUCACCUACGAGGCAGUGGCAUUCGGGGAAUGCGAUGCAGGAUGGCUGAGCAAGGAGGAUGGAAACUGUUACCGAUAUGUGGAGGCAUACCCAAGGGUUGGCUGGGCGGAAGCACAGGAGCAGUGCAGUCAGAUGCAGUCAAACCUCGCACAAAUACGAGACGAACGGGACUUCGAGUUUUUAGACAAAGCAUAUGGUCACUCGUCAGCCCAUGCAUGGAUUGGAUAUACGGAUGCAGAUGAGGAAGGGAAUCUGAAGGGUGUUGACAGCAAAUCAAACGCUAUUUGGCCAAAACCAGCUUUGUCGAAUAAUGCCGAUGUUCGCGAUUGUCUUUACCUGGACUACUCGCACUCUGGCGAUGAAUCGUAUCAACUGGCGGAUUGUCGCACGAAGCAGACAUUUAUCUGCCAGAAGCACAACAACUGGUCUACAGUAGCUGUUGAGUCUCAAAAAGACCGCAUACGAAGGGGGUCACUAGAGACGAGCACUGGAAAUACAAUCUGGCUUCUCAUUUUGGUUCUCCUAAUUCUUCUGACGAUUUUGCUCUGCAUCGCAUUCCAGGCUUGUUUGAAAAAGCGAGAUCGAAAUCGUGUGUCGAGCUCGGAAAGCAAUCGCCUAGUUCAUGGAAGCGAGAGUGGUCCUGUGCAUGUGAACGAAAUGCCAGUAAAGUCACACCGAGUGGAUGAAAUCAAUUAUCAAAAGAGUGCAGCCGUUGACCGUGGAGCAGCAAGUCAUCGCAAAGCAGUUCAAGCAGUUCAAAUGCCACAUGUACAAGAUGAGGUCCACGCAAGCCCUGUCGAGAUGACGCUAGUACCAGCAAAAGAACUCCCUAAACUAGUUGACGACACCGAAACGAAAAUUUUGGAGACUGCAAAUUUGACAACUAAAGAGCAACAACCAUCUACAACGGUGGUUAAUGUACUACCUGCUCGUCCACCACCACGAAGUUUACCGCCAUUAUCGAUCCAUGAUACGACGCUGCAAAGUAUGAACACAAGGGAUGAAAGCUUUUUACGGAGCAAACGAAGUUCUGUGCUGUUUGAUCGACCGAAAAUGAAUGUGCUGGAGAAUGUUUCUGCCAUAUCUUUGGACGAAUUCUGGAGCAACACCAAAAACUAA
Molecule: messenger RNA, 1580 nt
Organism: Cylicocyclus nassatus
Lineage: Eukaryota; Metazoa; Nematoda; Chromadorea; Rhabditida; Strongylidae
Source: the annotation of a GenBank genome assembly